Messenger RNA from Folsomia candida, 4329 nucleotides. Its product is annotated as canalicular multispecific organic anion transporter 2-like. Gene Ontology annotation, molecular function: ATP binding; ATP hydrolysis activity; ABC-type transporter activity. The transcript is spliced from 14 exons. Gene Ontology annotation, cellular component: membrane. The record is from RefSeq and is a predicted model, not a curated record. NCBI's taxonomy places the organism in Eukaryota, Metazoa, Arthropoda, Collembola, Entomobryomorpha, Isotomidae. Gene Ontology annotation, biological process: transmembrane transport.
AUGGAAGACUUUUGUGGUUCUGAAUUUUGGAUCCGAAAUCUCACCUGGGAUACUACAGAUCCAUACUUUUCACCAUGUUUCGAAUCUACCGUCUUAACCUGGCUUCCAACCGCUUUUCUCAUAUUCUUUGCUCCAUUUGAUAUCAAUUUUUCCAUUAAUUCGAAACGAGAACGAAUUCGUUGGAAAUUAUUGAGUAUUUUACAAAGUUGCGUUACCGUAUGUCUACUAAUUGUUGGGAUUGUUCAUCUCAUAAUAAUCCAAAAGUAUGACGAGACUGGAGCCGUGGAUAAUGUUGCUAUUGCAUCGAGGCUGAUUUCUUAUACUCUAGCCCUUUCUCUCUUAGCGUUAUCAAAAAACAAAGGAAUUAGUGCUUCAGGGACACAAUGGUUAUUUUGGGCGUUCGCCAUGACCUGUGAGGCGAUCCUUUUUCGAACCGCAGUUCGAAAAUAUGACGACACAUUGGAACAAUCAAAAUUACGUCACGUUUACCUCACGCGGCUUAUGAUCUUCCCACUAAUUGCUAUUCAGCUUAUCUUGCAUUCCUUUGCUGAUAACGGUAACACCAGAUGUUGUGGACGAAACAGUGAUGAUGCUCUAGUUGGAAACCCGUGUCCUGAGAAAGAAUCUUCAUAUCUUUCCAAACUAAUUUAUUCCUGGUUUGAUACUAUGGUCUGGAAAGGGUACAGGAGACCACUUGGCUUUGACGACUUGUGGAAUUUGAAUGAAGAUGACACGGCAGAAGAGCAGGUACUCCGAUUUAGCAAAUUUUGGGAUGCGGCAGUCCAGGAGGCUAAAAUGUAUGAAGAACUACUUCUGGUCGCUCACGUUGCCCCUGACAGCCUCGAAGAAUCUUGGAAAGGCUACCUUUAUGCUGCAUUACUUUUAGCUUGUUCCGUCCUGCAGACUAUACUAUCCGUACAGAGUAUGAAACGAAUGAUGUUAAUUGGAAUGAGGACCAGAACAGUGCUUUCUUCCGUUAUAUACCGGAAGAGCUUGCUGGUUUCGUCAGCCUCAAAGAGGGAUACUACUGCCGGGGAAAUUGUUAACUUGAUGAGCGUCGACACCCAGAGAUUGAUGGAUUUGUCAAGUUUCUUUCUAAUGGGCUUCACCGCACCGUUGCAGAUUCCUCUCUGUAUGUACUUUCUCUAUAAUACGUUAGGAUGGUCAGUCUUUGCUGGGUUGGUGGUCAUGGUCCUCCUUGUGCCGCUUACAGGAUUUACUCAGGGCAGAGUACGUGCCUUACAGAUGAAACAGAUGGUUGUGAAGGACGGCAGAGUUAAACUAAUAAAUGAAGUCUUAACUGGAAUGAAGGUACUCAAACUCUACGGAUGGGAACAAUCUUACACAGAUCAAUUGACGAAACUCAGAGAUCGUGAGAUGCAUCUUUUAAGGAGGGCGGCCUAUUACAUGACAAGUACAAUGUUCUCUUUUACUUGUGCCCCUCUUCUUGUUUCGCUAUCAACCUUUGCCGUAUACGUGUUGACUGACGAAACAAAUAAUUUGAACGCUGAAAAAACGUUUGUCUCCUUAACGCUGUUUAACAUUAUAAGAUUGCCGAUAACAAUGUUCCCCACCGUAAUUGCUCUUAUCGUGCAGGCCCUUAUCAGCAUAACCCGUAUAAAUCGAUACCUCAAUUCUGAAGAGAUUGAGGAGACUUGCGUCACCAACGAACCAAACAGAGAUGAACCAAUCGUUGUAAGAGAUGGCUCAUUCUCAUGGACAGAUGAGAGUACAACGUUAACUGAUAUCAACAUCGCGGUAAAGAAAGGUUCCCUAACCGCUGUAGUUGGUACCGUGGGUUCGGGCAAAAGUAGUUUACUAUCGGCAUUACUCGGCGAUAUGAAGAAACACAAGGGUUCCGUAAACAUUGAUGGUACUGUGUCUUAUGUCGCACAAACUGCCUGGAUUCAGAAUGCCAGCUUGAGGGACAACAUCUUGUUCAAGGACGGCUUCAAAGAGGCCAAGUAUAAAAGCGUGAUCGAGGCAUAUGCUCUAGGUCCUGACCUGGAACUCUUGGAUAAUGGUGACCUAACCGAGAUAGGAGAGAAAGGAAUAAAUAUAUCCGGCGGCCAGAAGCAAAGAGUCUCCCUUGCCCGAGCUGCCUACAAAGAGAGCGACAUUAUCCUUCUAGAUGACCCGUUAAGCGCCGUGGAUGCGCAUGUCGGGAAACACAUAUUCGAUAAACUUAUCGGACCCCAAGGAUUGCUUCACGAUAAAACUAGAGUCCUUGUGACCCACGGCGUCUCAUUUCUUCCAAAAUUUGAUAACAUUAUAGUCCUUAAAGACGGUAGAGUCAGCGAGACGGGGACUUUCCAAUAACUAAUAGGAAAUCGAGGCAGUUUUGCGGACUUUUUAGCCCAACACUUGAACACAGGAGACGGGGAGGAGAUUGACGUAAAACUUGCCGUGGAACUUGAAGAACUAGUCGGGGUGGAGAAGUUGAGAAGGAAUUCUUCCAAAGUCAUUCUGAAAAAGAGACGAUCAACUCAGGAAAGCUUAGGAAAAGAGAAUGCUACCCCGGUCAAGCAAGAAAUUGCUGAAAAACCAAAACUUAUUGAAGAGGAGAAAACACAAUCCGGAAAUAUUCAAGCCAAGAUAUUUGUCGACUACAUAAAGAAUGCUGGGCUUCUCAUGUCAUUAUCAGCAUUUGGAUUUAUCCUCCUCUCAACCGCCGCGGCCACUUAUGGCAACAUCUGGCUUUCUGCAUGGUCCAAACAGGCCACGAUUGAUGAGCAGGAAAGGAAUGGAAUUCAGAACAGGGAUACGACCAAUAAAUACUUAAGCGGUUACGGUGGACUUGGAGGUAUUCAAAGUGUGGCAAUCUUGAUUGGUGCCGCAAGUAUUGCGAUUGCAACGUUGAAUGCAUCAGAGCGAUUUCAUGCCAACAUGUUGCACAAGAUUAUCCGAGCCCCGAUGUGGUUUUUCGACACAACGCCUCUGGGCCGUUUGAUGAAUAAGUUUACAAAGGAUGUCGAUAUAGCAGAUACAGCUUUGCCACAAAGUAUUCGAAAUGGAUUGAACAUGUUCUUGAAUACGAUGAGUGCGAUUUUCAACAUUGCAUAUUCUACGCCAUUGUUCUUGAUCUAUAUUGCUCCUGUGGCGGUCUAUUACCUAUUCCUACAGAGAUUUUACGUUGCCACAUCCCGUCAAUUGAAGCGUCUCGAGUCCGUCUCAAGGUCCCCGAUCUACUCAAAAUUUGGCGAGGUAAUCACUGAAUCUACCACUAUCCGCGCGUUUGGUCUUCAAGACGAAUUCAUUUCUGAAAGCCAUCAAAAGAUUGACGAUAAUCAGAAGGCAUGUUAUCCAUUUAUAGCUUCUAGUUUAUGGAUUACUACCCGCUUGGAGACAAUUGGAAGCUUGAUCAUAUUUGCAUCAGCAGUAUUUGCCGUGGCCUCAAAUGUCGACCCUGCAAUUGCGGGUUUGUCUAUUUCUUCUGCCCUCCAGAUAACCGUACUUUUAAACUUCUUGGUGCGACAAGCCUCCGAUCUGGAGUCCAACAUUGUCUCUGUCGAGAGAAUGAGUGAGGUCAAUGACACACCACAGGAAGCCGCUUGCCAGACUAGUUUCCGACCUAAGAAUGAAUGGCCGACGCAGGGCAGGGUUGAGUUCGUGAAUUACGAGACUAAAUACCGCGAAGGACUUGAUUUGGUGCUGAGAGGGAUUUCAUGUACUUUUAAUCCCGGUGAAAAAAUUGGAAUCGUGGGGCGAACUGGCGCGGGGAAAUCAUCUUUAACACUGGCACUAUUCAGAUUAAUUGAGCCUACCUCCGGCAAGAUUAUAAUUGAUGGUCAAGACAUCACGGAGAUUGGAUUGCACGAUUUAAGGUCAAAAAUCACAAUCAUUCCGCAGGAUCCAGUACUUUUCUCAGGUAUAUUAAGGACAAACCUAGAUCCUUUUGAUGCCUAUACUGACCAACAAAUCUGGGACUCUUUGGAAUCUGCUCAUUUAAAAUCUUAUAUUAUGACCUUGCCACAAGGCCUACAGUAUGAGGUGGCUGAGGAGGGGCAAAACUUCAGCGUAGGUCAGAAGCAACUUAUUUGUCUAGCUCGCGCAUUGCUAAGGAAAACAAAAAUACUUGUGCUAGACGAGGCCACUGCGGCUGUCGACUUCAUUGUCGAAACGGACGACCUCAUUCAGAAAACAAUUCGGCAAGAAUUUGCGGAUUCGACAGUGAUAACGAUUGCGCAUCGGUUAAAUACUAUUAUGGAUUCUACAAGAAUCGUGGUACUGGACAGGGGUCAAAUUGUUGAGUUUAAUUCCCCAGAAAACCUAAUGGCGGAUACGACGUCGAUGUUUUACAGUAUGGCGAAGGACGCUGGAUUAACGUGA